Messenger RNA from Sordaria macrospora k-hell, 2106 nucleotides. RefSeq lists its product as uncharacterized. NCBI's taxonomy places the organism in Eukaryota, Fungi, Ascomycota, Sordariomycetes, Sordariales, Sordariaceae. The record is from RefSeq and is a predicted model, not a curated record.
AUGGUGGGAACCCAAGACGGGGCGACGUCCCCCAAAUCCGUCAACCAAGUACACCAGGUUCAAGAUCUCGAGAAUCUCUCUUCCUCCUCCGGUUCAGACAACAGCGCCAGCAGUAGCAAUUCCAGCAGCGGCACCGGUACUCCGAUUGUCACCAACAGCGCGACGAUACUGAUCACGACCGACCAUCCCGACGCACCACUUCCCGAAGUAACCCUUGUCGAAGCCCUCGAGGCCGAUAACUCCCCGCCCACUCCGCGAUUUAUCCAAGACGCCGGCUCGUGGAAGAGGUGGAAAUGGGUACCAUAUCCCGUCCGGCGUUCAAUUGUCGCCGUCAUUCAAUGGGCUCACGGCCCCGUCACUCCUCAGCGGUUCCGAAUCAAGCCGUUGUUCCCAGGCGUUCAAUAUGCGCCAAUCCUGCUCCUGGAGAAGAAAUUCCCACGGUUGAGGCAUAGGCUAUGGCUGCUGUUCUUCUGGAUCGCUAUGUGGAUCAUCACCUUCGCCUUGGUCAUGCGGAAAGAGCUGGACGUGGACGAGAUUCCGGGAUGGGGAAGGCCCGUCUCGAUUGGUUGCGGAGCUGCCUACUGGGAGAUGGACAAUGGUUGCGGACUCGAUGGCAUGCGGUGUCGGCCCUUCACCAACUCCGGGUUCGCCUUCAAGUGUCCUGCCAACUGCGCAAGCUAUGAGGUCUUGAACCCGCGCGCGGUGGGUGACCAGGAAGUGGUAUACAGACCUCUGAUCGUUGGCGGUCCGCCAGCAACAGGAGGCGAUACCACCCCCGUCUACCGCGGCGACUCCCACCUCUGCGGCUCUGCCGUUCAUGCCGGCGUUGUCUCCAACGCGCAUGGCGGCUGUGGUGUGGUGCGGUUGAUCGGAACGCAGAGGAACUUCAGCAGCUCGGAACGGAACGGAAUCGAGAGCAUUGCCUUCGACUCGUACUUCCCGCUAUCUUUCACCUUUGAGGAAGGGGUUAAAUGCUCAGCCAAGGAUAUGCGCUGGGCGCUCCUCGCCAUAUCCGUCGUCUUUUCCACUGUGCUCUCGGUACUGAUCACAUCACCGCACCUCUUCUUCUUCCCCGUCUUCACAGGCAUCUACUGGACCGUUGGCCUGGCUACUGACCCGGCCAACAUCACCGAUGUCCCUUCCCUCAUCUCGCGUGAGCUCGGCUCCUUCCUCCCCGCCAUGCUGGCAGCAUGGGUCAUGUACGACCACAUGGGCAUCCGCCGCUCCCUUUCUGGCCUCACCGCCCAGUUCGAAAAGACCAUCCUCUGGCUCGGCGGCUGCUGGGUCGGUGCUCUAACGAACUACACCUUCGACUUCAUUCCCAUCCAGCGUCUCACGCCCCACGACCUCGCACAACAACCUGGCGCGCGCGCCGCUCUGGCAAUCAUCAUCAUCGUGCUGAUCAUCAUCGUGGCCUCGCAGGCCUGGUUCUUCCGGCAGGAAGGCAGACUAGUCCGCUACCUCAAGUUCUACACCAUCGUCGGCGCAGCCCUCAUCCUCUGCGUGAUCUUGCCGGACCUCAAGCUGCGUAUCCACCAUUACAUCCUCGCCUUGCUCCUCUUGCCAGGGACAAGCAUGCAAACCCGUCCUUCCCUUCUCUACCAGGGCCUGCUGGUAGGGCUAUUCAUCAACGGCAUUGCCCGCUGGGGAUGGGACCCGGUCUUGCAAACCGCCUACGCUUUGCAGGGCGACGCGCAGCUCGGUUCGCCUCUACCAGCUAUCGCUGCCCCUGUCAUCUCACUAGGGAAGAAUAUCUCCUCUAUUACUUUCACCUGGGGCAAGCCACCUGGUUCGAUCUACGAUGGGAUUAGCGUGCUGGUGAAUGAUGUGGAACGGUUCAGGACGUAUUUCAGCAAUGAUGAGUUCGACAAGAACGCACCCUCCAACUUUACGUGGACGAGAGAGGGCGAAGAGAUGGGGAGAGAUACGGAGUACUUUAGGUUUGCGUGGAUGCAGGGGUACAAGAGUGAGGAUUACACCAAGGCGGGAGUGUGGACGAAGGAGGGCGAGUGGGUUGCCAUGGCGCCGGGGCCGUCGAGGGUUAAGAGGGGUUUGGGAAUGGGUGUUGAGGGGGAGGAAGAGGAGGGGAGGAGGAGGUUAGCUUGA